AUUGAAAACCAGAUAGAACUGAAUCAUGUCCAUUUUUAAGAAGGGAAACAACUAAUUCUUGUUCACACCGCUUGAAUAGAUACGCGCUUUUCGCUCCGCCUUCGGUCACUAAAUAUCCAUUGCGAUUCCGUACAUUCCAUAUCUUAGCGUUCACAUUUGGUGACUCGGCUGACUGAGUGAGAAAGGAGCUCGAAAGAAUAAAGAUGUUCAGCAAAUUGCAGAGACAGGUGUUAGCCGCUGGAAAUGUCUGUCAUAAGGUAACUGGUCUACAACAGCAGGUCCGUAGUGUCGCUAACAUCACAGCCAAAUCCCAGGCCGUGUUUGAUCGAGAGGAUAAAUACGGGGCCCACAACUACCACCCCCUCCCUGUCGCCAUCUGCAAAGGAGAAGGUGUAUACAUGUGGGAUGUUGAUGGCAAUCGAUACUACGAUUUUCUUAGUGCUUACAGUGCUGUAAACCAAGGACACUCGCACCCAAAGAUCAUCAAGGCUCUAACCGACCAGGCAUCGACCUUGGCCUUGACCUCCAGAGCAUUCUACAACAAUGUGCUGGGGGAGUAUGAGGAAUAUGUCACUAAACUUUUUGGCUAUGAUAAGGUGCUCCCCAUGAAUACAGGUGUGGAGGGGGGAGAAACAGCCAAUAAAUUAGCCAGGAAAUGGGCCUACAAUGUAAAGAAAAUCCCGAAGAACAAGGCCAAGAUAGUGUUUGCAGAGGACAACUUCUGGGGACGAACUUUAGCGGCCAUUUCUAGUUCUACCGACCCCUCAAGUUACGAGGGGUACGGACCCUACAUGCCAGGCUACACAAUUGUGCCAUAUAAUGAUAUUCCAGCUUUAGAGAAAGAGCUACAGGAUCCUAAUUGUUGUGCUUUCAUGGUGGAGCCCAUUCAGGGAGAGGCCGGUGUUGUGGUCCCAGACGAGGGGUACCUGACCAAAGUCCGGGAAUUGUGCACCAAGUACAACGUACUAUGGAUCGCUGACGAAGUCCAGACUGGACUCUGCAGAACUGGAAAAAUGUUGGCUGUUGAUCAUGAGAAUGUAAAGCCAGAUCUCCUGAUCCUGGGGAAGGCACUGUCUGGAGGCAUCUACCCUGUCUCAGCAGUUCUAGCUAAUGAUGAAGUCAUGCUGACAAUUAAGCCUGGUGAGCAUGGUUCUACGUAUGGAGGUAAUCCACUCGGAUGUAAAGUCGCCAUCGCAGCAUUAGAGGUCUUGCUAGAAGAGAAGCUAGCAGACAAUGCAGAAAGGCUGGGAAAGGUACUGAGAAGUGAACUUGCCAAGCUUCCAAAGGAAAAGGUGAAAAUUGUAAGAGGCAAGGGUCUACUUAAUGCCAUCGUCAUCAAUGAAAAAUAUGAUGCCUGGGAAGUGUGUUUAAAACUAAGAGACAAUGGACUGCUGGCUAAGCCCACACACGGUGACAUCAUCAGAUUUGCCCCGCCCCUUAUCAUCAACGAUGAACAGUUAAACAACUGCAUCAACAUUAUAAAGACCACCAUAGACAAGCUAUAAAGAUAGAGUAAAUAGCAGGAUUCUUCAUGCCAUGCAUAAUAUAAAUAUUGGUGAAACAGAAAAAACCUAGAGGAUAAUUAGUCAACAACAGAGGAAAUUCGGGAAUAAGAGAAGUCAGAAAAUGUCUAUUGUGUUAAAAAAAAACUAUUCUCAAAACUCAUUAUAGGAAGUUUUUUUCUUUCCAUUUUGUCAAUUAAUUGGCAAAGGUAGAAAGAUGCAAGAAGAUUUGUUUGAAUAUUCAACGUAUAGUUUUAAUAUGUCAACUUUAAAAUUGAAUUACUUUUCAAUUUAGUUUAUACUUUUUUCGUGAAAGUUUGAAAUCCAUUUUGUUCAUAUCUUCUAUGCUUGUUUUAAACAUAAUUGAAGGGAGUUUUUGUUGUAAGCAGCAUGGCUUUAUUUUUGUAAGUUUGUUAAAAAAAAAAAUCAAAUUUUUCUUUUUGGUGUGAUUAAUUUUAUUGUCGUAGCAAUGGGCAUUUCUUUUGCUGGAUCAGUUUAAAAGUGAAAAACUAUUUAAAAGUGAAACACUUAUAGUGCUUUUUAUUUUUUCUACAUGAAAUCUCAUUUUCAACACAAAAUCUCAGUGCUAUUUUUACAGUAUCAACAUUGUAUAAUUUUUCCAAUUGAAGUUGUUUCAUCAAAAUUUUAUUUUGGUGUAAUACAACAGUGUGAUAGAGGUUUGUAAUCUCUUAAUUUAAAAGUUUAUUUUUAUUUCAUUGAUAUGUUUAUCAAAGAUCUGAUGUAAAAGAUCAGGGAUUUGUCUCAGAUGUAUUGAUGUCCAUUUGUUAUUUUUGAAAUCGUUUCAAAUAAAAGUCUCUUUUGCAAGCUUUUAAAA
Molecule: messenger RNA, 2337 nt
Organism: Saccostrea cuccullata (small rock oyster)
Lineage: Eukaryota; Metazoa; Mollusca; Bivalvia; Ostreida; Ostreidae
Product: ornithine aminotransferase, mitochondrial-like
Exons: 9
Coding region: 204-1505 (433 amino acids)
Cellular component (GO): cytoplasm
Molecular function (GO): L-ornithine transaminase activity; identical protein binding; pyridoxal phosphate binding
Source: RefSeq, a predicted model, not a curated record